Messenger RNA from Schizosaccharomyces octosporus yFS286, 3123 nucleotides. RefSeq names its product SNARE Gos1. Lineage: Eukaryota; Fungi; Ascomycota; Schizosaccharomycetes; Schizosaccharomycetales; Schizosaccharomycetaceae. Gene Ontology annotation, molecular function: SNAP receptor activity. Gene Ontology annotation, cellular component: Golgi medial cisterna; cis-Golgi network; Golgi membrane. The record is from RefSeq and is a predicted model, not a curated record. The transcript has a single exon. Bases 226 to 774 code for a protein of 182 amino acids. Gene Ontology annotation, biological process: vesicle fusion; endoplasmic reticulum to Golgi vesicle-mediated transport.
AGAAAUUUAUCGACGGUUUAAAGGCCUACUAAGGCAGUAAGAUAAAUUGAGUUUUACUGUAAACAUAUAACCUCCAAAUACCCUAAAAUCAAUUGAGCUUCGAGACUGCAAACUUAUCAUUUACAGUCAUUGAUUAAUAUAUUGAAAUCUCUAUUGAUUAAAAUACUUUAUUUGUUGCAUUCGGAGGAUUUGCUAACAGUAAUCUGGUGGAAACAAAACCUAAACAUGAAGUCAAUGCUCUUAAGAGAUUCUGUCAAAAAAGCUUCUCAAUUUCAAAAGGUACUCCAUAAGGAUCCAAACCAAGCUGAAAAAUUACUGGAAGAACGCCGACAACUGUUAGAACAAGCAAUAUCGACGAUUGAAGAUGAUGAUUCGCAUUCCAAGGUCAGUCUACAAUCUCAUUUGGACCGUCUAAAACGUGAUGAAAACUUAAUGAAGAGAGUCUUGAGUAACGAAGUUAGCUCUGCUGGGUUGGAUAAUACCGAAAACGUUAAAGCUAUGGAAAAUAUGUAUGAGCUACAAGAGGCAAAUUCACUGGACAACUCCAUUAGGGGAACGAACGAACUGCUUGAACGAGCGCUAGCUACUCGUGAAGACUUUGAAUAUCAAAGUAGCGUUCUUCAAAGUGUUUCUGAUCGUGUAAAUCGUGUGGCAUUGACUAUACCAUUUAUCAAUCAAGUUUUACGAAAAACAAAGUCUAGAAAGCAAAGGGACGUUAUUAUUUUUUCUAUUCUCAUUUCCACAUUAACUUUGCUAUUUUUCUUUUUUCACUGAAAAAAGAUGUAUACAUGGAAUACGGAUGGAAGUCAUCAUAUCUAUCACUGCUUAAUAUUAUGCUUUUGAAGACUGGCUUUUCAAAAAUUUGCAGGCAUCGUGAAACCUUUCCAAUUCCUCUUUUGUAGGGAAGCCCGUCCCUGCCCAUCUUAUCUUGCAAGUUUCAUCAAGUAAAAACAGAUUUCCAACUAAUCGAUUGUUCCAUUGAAUUUCCGGAUAGCGUAAUCUUCUGUUCAACGAAAUGACAUAGUUACUCUAUUUCGGUUAGUUAAAUCAAGCUCAUAAUAGAAUGCACUUUACCCAACAUUCUUUAGAAGGAAGAGAACUCUUGAUACUUCCCGAGAAUAAUCGCGUUAAAAAGUACUUCAUGAUAUUGGACUGGACGUUAAAAUAGAAUACUGGAAAGUCGCUAAUCUUAUCGAGGUCUUGUAUCCACUGUUUACUCUGAUUUUCACCAUAACUAUUCCCAAAAAGCAAUACUACAGAGGGUUUUCCCAAGCAGUUUCUGUAUAGAUUUACCUUUUCCCCAGACAAAGAUUUUCCCUGAAAAUUGUACAUCCAAAGAGAGGCCUGAAAGCUGUUAAAAUACUUGUUUGCGACUACCUAAACCUGUGUUGGUCUUACCUCCUUUUUGAACACCCUAGGUGGAGAAUAAAAUAGUUUUCCGUUAUUCUGUUGGACUUCAGAAAUAUCCUGGACUAUUGAUCCUUUCAUCUCUCUGAGAAUUUUGUCUUGACGUUGACUAGCUGUCAGCUUGGGUUGUUUACUAGUGUCUGUGCUAUCCAAAGGAGAGUUUUGGAGACCAAUUGGUGUUAACAAUUUAGGUGUAUUGUUGAUUAUUUGACUGUAAUAGCGUAUACAUCCUAAUGGUUUCGAACAAACCCUAGUAAGGUUAUUCAGAUUCCUAGGUUUCAACCACGACAUGGAAGCUGUCUUUUCUGCUAAUAUCUUGAAUAAGUAUAAAUUUGAAAACCGCCGAAAUAUAUAAAGUAUAACAAACUUCGCAAAUACAAACUAAUGCGAAGUUUCCCAAAUCAAGUCAGAUGCACCAUUGUUACCUACAUACAAGUAUGUUUGUUACUGGGUUUACGAAACGAGAAAACUAAAGGUGAUUUCUAUGAAUUGCGUGAAGUGGGAAUGACUAUAUUUACAUGUUCGUAUAAAAGUAAAUGACUCAGUCAGCGGUGACCGACACCUAGAUGUUGGCUACAUCACCAUUGAUCUAUGUAUUUCAAUGCACGAUCGUUACCAUCAUAUGUUAGUUCGCUGAGAAGAAAAGAAAUCAUGCUAAAAAAAGUGAUACGAAACCCAAGGUUAUAUAUAUACUUAAAAUAUUAAUUCCCCAGUAAAUGAUGUAUCGUGCUUAGACAAUUGGAAAAAUUGUUGAUAAAAGGCUUUGCUAUAAUUGUUCCUCUUUAUUAAUUAAAAAAUCUAGUAUUAAAAUACAUUGCAACGGUCAUUACUUAAUUUCAUGGAUCCAUGUUGACUUCUUUAGCUGCAUAUAUGCCUAUUCCAUGAUUCCGAAUUAAAUCAGCUAACGGAAGUUCAUCAGCGUCAUCAAGGUCGACGUGAUAAGGUAUAUAUUUUAAAAGCUGCAAGCCUUUCGUAUCCUCGUCAGAUUGUAGAAGUGCGAUAGGACAGACUAAUAUAGGAAAAGAAAUGGUCUUUGAGGAAACAAAAUUUAUGAAUUCCUUUUCAAGCUUUUGAGUAUUGUGAUGAUCUUCCCAAAAAAGGGAUAAGGUUUGUUCCUUGGAAUAGUUGUAUAGUUGGACAACAUCAAUUGGACUGGAAUUUGGACGUGCCAACAUCCAUGUUGGUGCUGUAUAGGUUCUCCAGUAAUAAAUUGUAGCUGGAUAAUAAUUGUUGGAGGUCUGAUUAAGCAAACCAUUAUCACGGAGUAUUGAACCAAGUUCUACAACAGAAGGAACGACUCCGUUUUGGUGCAUAAUCCCAUAAAAUACCGACAUAACAAUCGAAUAAAUAAUGAAUAGCAAGAGGAGAAAACGAGAUCUUAUAUACCGAGCUGCAAAAACCACAUAAAGAGAGAUGGCGGGGAGUAAAAACCUUGCUUCUUGAUGUGGAAAAAUGGAAAGGACAGCAACCGGGAAAAUCCAAAACCACGCUUGAGCAUUUCGAAUGUUCCAUAGUGAAAAUGUAGGGAGUAACGGACCACAUAGAAGAGGAACAUUAACAAAAAAAUGCUGGGUCUUGGAAUGGAUUCCGUGUAAGGCCAAAUUUUCAAACCGAGAGUUAUAACUAAUAUUGUUUAAAAGCGUAACUGUAAACUUUCCAUAGAACUUAUAGUCUUCAUAAAGGCACAAUGAAGAUAUUAGUACGCAUGAACAAAAC